AUGAUUUCACCUCAGAAGCACAUGGAAGACAAGCAGAUCACUGAGAAGCACAAGGCAGACAAACGUGUUACUGAGAAGCAUGUCCUUGAGAAGCAGGGCACCGAGAAGCAUGUGGCAGACAAGCAGGCCACUGAGAAGCACGUAGCAGACAAGCAGGCCACUGAGAAGCACGUAGCAGACAAGCAGGCCACUGAGAAGCACAUGCUGGAGAAGCAUGUGGCGGACAAGCACGCUACUGAGAAGCAUGUUAUUGCAGGAGGGAAGACUGAGAGCAGUACAGUCUCGGGGAAACCCACAGCUGGCACCACUGAUGCAGGAGAGGCUGCAAAGAUCCUAGCUGAAAAGAGACGACAGGCUUGGCUGCAGAAAGAACAGGAAGAACAAGAACGACUGGAGAAGGAAGAACAGGAGAGAAUGUGA
Molecule: messenger RNA, 420 nt
Organism: Octodon degus (degu)
Lineage: Eukaryota; Metazoa; Chordata; Mammalia; Rodentia; Octodontidae
Product: MAP7 domain-containing protein 2-like
Exons: 1
Coding region: 1-420 (139 amino acids)
Biological process (GO): microtubule cytoskeleton organization
Cellular component (GO): microtubule cytoskeleton
Source: RefSeq, a predicted model, not a curated record